GUCUUUUUAUUUAUUGUAUUUUUUUUUAAAAUAGAUGUCAAGGAUGUCAAAUUUGUACUCAAUUAUGAUUUCCCUACUAACAUUGAAGAUUAUGUACAUCGUGUGGGUCGUACUGGUCGUGGUGGUCGCACUGGUUCCUCAAUCACAUUCUUUACUACUGACAAUGCUCGUCAAGCUCGGGAACUAAUCAAUAUCCUUCAAGAAACCAACCAGGAAAUUGAUCCUCGAUUACAAGCUAUGGCUGCUGCUGGAAGAGGUAGUGGCGGUGGACGAGGUGCACGAGGUGGUCGAGGAAGAGGUCGUGGUGGUUAUGGACGGGGAAGUUAUGGAGGUGCUUCUUAUGGUAAGUUAUAA
Molecule: messenger RNA, 354 nt
Organism: Halteromyces radiatus
Lineage: Eukaryota; Fungi; Mucoromycota; Mucoromycetes; Mucorales; Cunninghamellaceae
Product: P-loop containing nucleoside triphosphate hydrolase protein
Exons: 1
Cellular component (GO): ribonucleoprotein complex; nucleus; cytoplasm
Molecular function (GO): RNA helicase activity; RNA binding
Source: RefSeq, a predicted model, not a curated record